This is a messenger RNA of Suncus etruscus (white-toothed pygmy shrew), 495 nucleotides long. It is a transcript of the gene PIRT, whose product is annotated as phosphoinositide interacting regulator of transient receptor potential channels. The transcript has a single exon. The record is from RefSeq and is a predicted model, not a curated record. NCBI's taxonomy places the organism in Eukaryota, Metazoa, Chordata, Mammalia, Eulipotyphla, Soricidae. The coding region runs from base 33 to 437 and encodes 134 amino acids. Gene Ontology annotation, biological process: positive regulation of cation channel activity; phosphatidylinositol-mediated signaling. Gene Ontology annotation, molecular function: phosphatidylinositol bisphosphate binding; transmembrane transporter binding.
UUUCUGUUGCCUGGUCCUGAGGAAUCAUAACCAUGGAGGUUCUCCCCAAGACCCUGGAGGUUGAUGACAAGUUUCCAGAAUCCAAAGACCUACUCCCCAGUCAGACUGCAAGUUCUUUGUGCAUCAGUUCCAGAAGUGAGUCAGUCUGGACCACCACCCCCAGGAGUAAUUGGGAUAUCUACCGCAAACCCAUCAUCAUCAUGUCCGUGGGUGGCACUAUCCUUCUCUUUGGCGUGGUCAUCACCUGCUUGGCUUACACCCUGAACUUAGAUCCUACGAGUCGUAAUGUUCUUAAAAUGAUAGGUCCUGCCUUCCUAUCCCUGGGACUCAUGAUGCUGGUGUGUGGGCUAGUAUGGGUGCCCAUUAUCAAAAAGAAGCAGAAACAGAGACAGAAGUCAAAUUUUUUUCAAAAUCUCAAAUCAUUCCUGAAUUGUUGAUGGCAGUCUGCCACCUGGACUAGAAAAAAGAGAAUUGAUGAUUAACACAUAACAUCUC